AUCGAACUAGUUAAAAUGGGAGAAGAUAGAAUUAUAGAAGUGUUUACCUCCAAGAAAAGUGUCAAUGGAAUUCAGGGUCGGAUUAAAUUACUUCACCCAGAAUCUCAAGAUGUAUCACUGGUAAUCCAGAACACACAGUUGUCAGAUAUUGGGACAUACCAAUAUCAUUUGGAAUCAAAUGUUGGUCAUGACACUAGUGUGAUUACAUUGCAGGUUAAAGCUCCAUACAACGUGACCAUAUUCCCAAACAUGAUAUCAACGAGAAUGGUAAAUGUCACCUGUGAAGCAAUUGGAUAUCCUCUGGCUCAGAUUCACUGGUUGUUGAAUGGAAUGAAGAACCUCACAUCCAAGGUUAUUACUCGCAGUGUAAAAUCAGCAGAGGAACUGUACAAGAUCACGAGCACAUUUCAAAUCACAGAGAAAAUAGAUAUUCCAGAAUGUGUUUACAUUUGUGCUGUGUGGAGCAUGGAAGAGGGUCAAUAUGUGGUGCAGAAAAACCUUCCAUUCUUUCAUCAACGCUCGAAUCCUGAUAGUAAUAUUGAAGAGAAAAAUAAAAACGUGCUCAUAACAGCCUUUCUGAUUAUCACCCUUUUUUAUGGUGUAUUAGUAAUUUCUGCUCUUCCACAAUUUAGAAGAAGAUCACAUCCAGAAAUUAGAAGAGAAUUUGAAAUCCCGAUGGUGUCAAGCGACCACAGGAUUAAUGUUUAUUAAAAUAUAGAACUGGAAAAUAUAGAUUCUGGAAAUCUUAAACUAAAGCAAAAAUUGCUGGACAAAUUCAGUACGUCUGGCAGCAUCUAUGGCAAGAUAGCAGAACUAAGCUUUUGACUUCAAUGACCCUUCUACACGACACAAAACCAAUGCUUCAUCGUGCUUGCAGUUAAUCAAUCUUAUUUUUAACUUGUACAGAAUAUACUGAUGUUGACAUUUUAAAGUAAACGUUUUGACUUCCGCUAUCAUCUAGUUAAUGGAUGUUAAUAUUUUUGGUCUGAUACAACUCCUCAUACCUCUGGACACUGGCAAAUUACAAAGCUUGAUGUUGGAAGUCAUAGUGACACAUUAACACCGAGGCUGACGGCCACUCAUGUUGCGCCAAUCAUGAAGCACGUGGACAGAGUACAAUGUUAAGGAGAAAGGCUGCGAAGGCACUCAUAGUAGGUGAAAGAAAUGAGCUAACCUGUGAAAGAGAAGACUGAAACCCUUAAGUUGCAUCUGCAGCAAGUGAUUGGGCCUGCAUAGGGAACAAUAUUGCCCUCCAUCAUAUGAUCACACAGGCAUGCAAAGUGCCUAGCCUGGCAAUCCUGCAGCACUCACUGUCUUGGUUGUGCCUCCUCAUCAUCAACACAGCUGAGAUCUUCCUGAGAUAUACACUCCUAUACAUAUACGCUGCUGCUCAGUAAGCAAUUAUAGUGGGGCAGGGAUGUAAGAUAUCUUUGAGUGAGCUGAUGUCAUGUAUACAUAUUGCUACUGCUGUUUCCAUGUAAUGUAGUUAGCAAUCUUUGCAGACACCCUUCCCCUGACCCUCAUUAAUGACCGAGGAGCGAUAGCGCAGGAUGCUAUGAGGCAUCUAGCCUCAGAACAGAAACAGGGGCAUAAGCAGUAAAAUGCAAGAGUUUGAGAAAUGUUAAAACUACUUAUAUACUAUUCGUUGUGGAAGGAACUUUAAGUAUGAAUUUUUUCUCAAUAA
Molecule: messenger RNA, 1684 nt
Organism: Hemiscyllium ocellatum (epaulette shark)
Lineage: Eukaryota; Metazoa; Chordata; Chondrichthyes; Orectolobiformes; Hemiscylliidae
Exons: 5
Coding region: 16-711 (231 amino acids)
Biological process (GO): positive regulation of T cell proliferation; immune response; cell surface receptor signaling pathway
Cellular component (GO): external side of plasma membrane
Source: RefSeq, a predicted model, not a curated record